ACAAAAAAACAAAAAGAAAUAACGAAAUCUUGAAAGUAAACAACAAAAAUGGAUCAAGACAGAGAACGUGGAAGAAGCUGUUGUGGCUGCUGCUUGAGCUUCAUCUUCACAGCAGGACUCACCUCUCUCUUCUUAUGGCUCAGUCUCCGUGCCGACAAACCCAAAUGCUCAAUCCAAAACUUUUACGUCCCUGCCCUCAACAAAACCCUGAAUUCACGGGUCAAUACCACUCUCAACUUCAUGGUUCGUUGCGACAAUCCGAACAGAGACCAAGGAGUCUACUACGACGAUGUCCGCCUCACCUUAUCCACCGCCAACACGACCAACACCAACUCCUCUGCUCCUCCCCUCUUCGUUGGCAACUACACAGUGCCUAGGUUCUACCAGGGACACAAGAAGAAGGCCAAGAAGUGGGGUCAGGUUUCGCCGUUGAACAACCAGACGGUUUUACGAGCGGUUUUUCCUAAUGGAUCGGCGGUUUUCAGGUUGGAUCUGAAGACUCAGGUGAGAUUCAAGAUUGUGUUCUGGAAAACUAAGAGGUAUGGGAUUGAUGUUGGUGCUAAUGUUGAAGUCAACGGUGAUGGAGUCAAACCUAAUAAGAAAGGGAUUAAGAUGAGGAAAAAUGAUUCUUCUUUUCCAUUAUCAAGAAUCUCUUUCCCUAUUUGUGUUUUGAUGAAUUUGCUACUCUUCUUCGCCAUUCGUUGAUUUGAUUGGUCUUGAAUAUUUUUUGUUUUGAUAUUCAAAUUGUCUUUUUGAUAAAUUUGUUCAUGAGUUUUUUUGUUGUUGCUGUUGUCUGUGCUAGUUCCAUUAUCUUCUUGUUAAUUCGACCAAUGAAUCAUUUAUUCCAUUUUCUUCUUGUUUGCAACUAUGUAACAGUAGUUCCUAAUUCCUAUCAACCAAUUCUAUUUGAAAUUCCAUUAUCCAAUUUUAAAUGUUA
Messenger RNA from Capsella rubella, 937 nucleotides. RefSeq names its product protein NDR1. Gene Ontology annotation, biological process: defense response to other organism. The record is from RefSeq and is a predicted model, not a curated record. Bases 49 to 705 code for a protein of 218 amino acids. NCBI's taxonomy places the organism in Eukaryota, Viridiplantae, Streptophyta, Magnoliopsida, Brassicales, Brassicaceae. The transcript has a single exon.